Exophiala mesophila is the source of this 1238-nucleotide messenger RNA. RefSeq lists its product as uncharacterized. The record is from RefSeq and is a predicted model, not a curated record. Bases 78 to 1079 code for a protein of 333 amino acids. NCBI's taxonomy places the organism in Eukaryota, Fungi, Ascomycota, Eurotiomycetes, Chaetothyriales, Herpotrichiellaceae. The transcript is spliced from 3 exons. Gene Ontology annotation, molecular function: hydrolase activity, acting on carbon-nitrogen (but not peptide) bonds. Gene Ontology annotation, biological process: carbohydrate metabolic process.
CGUCUUUUCUGAGUAUGUCUCGUUAUGCGAUGACAGAGAUCUGAUAAUUGUGUCUAUAAUUGAAGUUGAGCCUGGCAAUGAUGCCUGAGGUAUCUGCACCCUCUGAAGCAAGCCAAGGACGGAGACGCCUUCGAAUAUGCUUGUCUGUUGAUUUCGAUGCCAUCUCGGGCUACUUGGGUACUGGUCAUGACCCCUCCAACACCCUGGCCGACUAUUCUGCUGGAAUAUUUUCGGCCAAUGUAGGUGUUGGCCGUCUCCUUCGGCUGUUUGAGAAGCAUGGCAUCUCAGACAGAAUGACUUGGUUCAUCCCAGGUCAUAGUUUAGAGACAUUCCCAGCACAAAGCCGGCAGAUUGUGCAAAGUGGUGCGGAAAUCGGCCUACAUGGCUAUAGCCACGAGGGGGCAUAUGCUAUGACGGUGGCACAGGAGAAAGAUGUCUUGGAGAAGUGCAUGGAUCUAGUCACCAAUCUACAGAAUGGAAAGAGGCCGGUUGGAUACCGAGCUCCAUUGUACCAGAUCCGCGAGACCACGGUCCAGUUGCUGCAGGAGCAUGAUUUCUUGUAUGACUCGAGCAUGAAUGCGCAUGACUCUCUCCCUUACUUCCUGCCUCGGCCUUUCCCUGGAGAGCCACCACAUGUCCCCAACUAUGAGCAACCAGCCAGCAGCUGGAUGAUCCCGACACCUGUUCCGCUACAACCCGAGAUUGGAAGUUUGGAGGCGCAAAAGGCACUGGUAGAAAUCCCAGCGAGUUGGUAUGGCGAAGACAUGACACCGCUGGGCUUCUAUCCAUAUUCAGUCAACACACAAGGCUAUGUAGGUGUUGAUCUGGUGGAGAAGAUGUGGUGGGAUCGCUUUGAUUGGAUCUGGGAAAAUGAGAGCUGGCUGGAUCACGGGCCAGGACAAGGAUAUGGUUCAGUAUUCCCUAUGGUAUUCCACCCCGAAAGCGCCGGACGUGCUCAUAUCAUUGGGAUGAUCGACCGAUUCAUCUCUGGGCUAGUGGCACGAAGUGUGGCGGCAACAGAGCAUGAGAUCACCUUUGAGACAAUGGAGAGCGUGGCCAUGAGCUGGAAAGAACGCUAGUGGCUGGAGCAAAGACAGUACGAAGGAUGUCUCGUGUUGAGGAUCCUGCCUUUGAUUACAUGAGGCGGUGUUGGGAUAAUGCCGCCCCUGGGUCUUUAGGUCUUUUUAUUAACACAGACGACAUAGCUCUCUAGCGGGCAAAUGAUGACUAAACACCGG